Messenger RNA from Oncorhynchus tshawytscha (Chinook salmon), 3099 nucleotides. Its product is annotated as adhesion G-protein coupled receptor G7-like. NCBI's taxonomy places the organism in Eukaryota, Metazoa, Chordata, Actinopteri, Salmoniformes, Salmonidae. The record is from RefSeq and is a predicted model, not a curated record. Gene Ontology annotation, biological process: cell surface receptor signaling pathway; G protein-coupled receptor signaling pathway. Gene Ontology annotation, molecular function: G protein-coupled receptor activity. The coding region runs from base 1070 to 2965 and encodes 631 amino acids. Gene Ontology annotation, cellular component: membrane. The transcript has 15 exons.
AACCCCUGACCCUAGAACUACUGAUUCCCUUAUAACCCCUGACCCUAGAACUACUGAUUCCCUUAUAACCCCUGACCCUACAUCAACUGAUUCCCCUAUAACCCCUAACCCUACAUCUACCGAUUCCCCUAUAACCUCUGACCCUACAUCUACCGAUUACACUAUAACCCCUGACCCAAGAACUACUGAUUCCCUUAUAACCACUGACCCUAGAACUACUGAUUCCCUUAUAACCCCUGACCCUACAUCUACUGAUUCUCCUAUAACCCCUGACCCUACACCUACUGAUUCCAAUAUAACCCCUGACCCUACACCUACUGAUGCCCCUAUAACCCCUGACCCUACAACUACUGAUUCCCCUAUAACCCCUGACCCUAGAACUACUGAUUCCCUUAUAACCCCUGACCCUAGAACUACUGAUUCCCCUAUAACCCCUAACCCUACAUCUACCGAUUCCCCUAUAACCUCUGACCCUACAUCUACCGAUUACACUAUAACCCCUGACCCUAGAACUACUGAUUCCCUUAUAACCCCUGACCCUACAUCUACUGAUUCUCCUAUAACCCCUGACCCUACACCUACUGAUUCCAACAUAACCCCUGACCCUACACCUACUGAUUCUGCUAUAACCCCUGACCUUACACCUAUUGACACUCCAACUGCCGAAUACCUAACUACUACUGGUCUUCCAACUACUGGUUACCCUACCCCUAUCCCUAUCACCAGUACCAGUCUCCCAAACACCUCUACCACCAACACCACCUCUCCUACCACCUCUACUACCACCACCACCACCAGCACCACCACCACCUCUACCACCACAACCCCUCCUCUGGUCUGUAUCAACAGUGGUGAGCUGCAGAAUGGAGUCUGUAUCUGUCCUGAUGAGUGGACCGGAGAGACCUGUUCAGAGGGGAAUUUCUGCAAUUCCACCAUCAUUGGUCAUUUCUCCUACCCAAGAACAACGGUUGGCUGGUCUGCUUAUUCAAAAGAGUUGUGUGAUGAGAAGACAACCAGUGCUGGUUUAUCAAGAGCCUCAGCAAGAUGUUUGAAUGACACUGGCUCUCCGAUGUUUGGUCCUCCUCAUGAACUGCAGUGUGAAUUUACCCUCGGUGACAUUCAAGGAAAUAUCUCCAGCAGUUCAGGUGAUUUACUACAGUUAGCCUUCAGUACUCAGAUCCUGACCUCCCAACCAGAGCAGCUGUCAGCUGACAACAUCACCACAGCAGCUCAGAUAGCUAACACACUGCUUCAGUCUGCAAAUAUCACAGAGGACAUCGCAGUGGCAGCUGUAACCACCAUCAGUCAGCUGCUCAAUGCCAGUGAGGAGAGUACACAGGAGAGAGACGCUGUCCAAAACCUCACAGAGACCCUGGAGAAGUUUUCCCUGGACCAGUACAAUAAUGUGUCCUUGGUGGUUCAGCCCAACCUGGCAGUCCAGUCUGUCCAAGUACCAAGUGACACAGUAGGGAUCCAGUUUACUGCUCUGACUGGAAGAUCUGGUAAUUUUGUGGCCAACAGAAUUCAUCUCAACACCAAUACCUCUGAACUGAUAGCUGACAAAGGAGGUUCUACCGAUGUCCAGAUUGUCAUAAAAUUCCCAUCAGUUUUACGUAGUAAAAACACAAACAACUCCAUUGGUUUUGUGCUCUACCAAAACGACCGGUUCUUCAAGUCCAGGGCUUUCAGUGCUUCUUCAGGGACCAGCAGAAGGGUCAUCUCUGCUAACCUGGGCCAAGUGUCUGGGUUACAUGUUGAGAUGCUCUUCAAGCCCACAGCUGUUCCCAACACCUCCCUCUAUGACUUUGCCUGCGUGUCAUGGAACUACACGUUGAAAGACUGGAGCACCUUUGGCUGCUACAAAGUCAACCACUCAGCAGACGGCCUGCAAUGUUUCUGUAAUCACACCACUAACUUCGCUGUGCUGAUGUCUUUCAGGAGGGAUUAUAAAUACGCUAAUGAGCUAAACUGGAUCACCACAUUGGGAUGCUCCAUGUCCAUCAUAGGGUUGAGUUUAACAAUAACAUUCCAGAUGGUGACCAGGAAAUCACGCAAAACCAACCCAACGGUCCUCUUAGUGAGCGUCUGCAUGUGUCUCCUGAUCUUCACCCUCCUCUUCAUGUUGGGAGUGGGCAACCCUCAUAAACAGCUGGGCAAACCUAAAAUACAGAAGGACAACAUUCUCCCCCCGUCCGACACACACACAGAGCGGGACAGAGGGCCAUGUACUGCAGUGGCAGUCCUGCUGCAGUACUUCCUGUUGGGGACGUUCACCUGGAACACGCUGUACGCCACACAUGUCUUCCUGAUGAUCAGAAACAGCCUGGCCACCAGCCCAUCACACUUCACAGCCUAUACCGUGGCCAUCGGAUGGGGACUGCCUGCAUUUGUGGUGUCCCUCACCUUAGGAAUUAGUUACAGAGUGGAUAAUCCACUGGGAUACAGGCAGGAGGAAUUUUGCUGGCUUGCUGCCCUCGAUCCAAAGGAGAACUUUGACUUCAAGCUGCCAAUGUUUUGGGGGUUCCUGAUCCCUGUGGCGUUCAUGCUUAUCUUCAACACAGUGGUGUUGGUAUAUUUUACAGUUACAACAUGCAAGACCAACCCACAUUUAACCAGUACAAGACACACAUCGAUGAAGAAGAAGUUCCUCAGUAGCUUUUCUCUGGCUGUGGUGCUCGGUCUCUCCUGGAUCCUGGGCUAUCUGUUGCUCAUUACACAGAACCAGACCAUGUACACCAUACUCAACAUCUCCUUCUGUGUUCUCACCACCACUCAGGGCUUGCAGAUUUUCAUUCUGUUCACAGCAAGAACAGCAAUUGUCAAGAAAAUGAUGGCGGAUGCUUUGAAAUCUGUUUCUAGCGUUGGGAUCCCGCUUCACACCAAGAGGUUCAGUCUAUGGCGAGGCAAGCACAGAGAAAAGGUUGAAUCAUACACACAGCUGGACACUAUUCUGUCAACACAUUAACAUCUUAACUGCCACAGAAAAAGUAUUUUCCUGAAAAAAUUGUAUUUAACCUUAAAACUAGUUAGGGAUAGGCGGGACGCAAAUGUCUCAACUGGCCAAUUGCCAGGGAAAUGCAGAGCGCCAGAUUCAAAUAA